This is a messenger RNA of Alosa sapidissima (American shad), 3399 nucleotides long. Its product is annotated as cyclin-dependent kinase 2 interacting protein. Lineage: Eukaryota; Metazoa; Chordata; Actinopteri; Clupeiformes; Clupeidae. The transcript has 8 exons. The record is from RefSeq and is a predicted model, not a curated record. The coding region runs from base 2281 to 2919 and encodes 212 amino acids.
UUAAAAAGGGCUUUAACAAGUAGGCUAGGCUAUCUUUUGUAGUAUCACCAGAGACUUGACUUUGGUAUCGCACCACAGAGACGACACGACCUGCAGAGGAGUGACUGCUAGAUUGUUGGUGAAUUCAUCUCACUAUGGCCAGUCCUGAAAGCCAUGUGUGGGUGGGCUCCAUAGAGGGCCUUCCAGUGGUAAGCUCUGUAAAAGAGGCUGUGGAGUGGGUCCUGGCUGUGGCUGCAGAUGACUCCGCUCUGGCCGAAGAGAAACUGAAGGUCAUCACUGCAAGGCUCGGAGAGGUGGACAAGCUGAAAGAGAACAGGUCUCCUCGGAGUUCGUCAGGAUAUUUCUCUCGGAGCACAUCUGCCAGCUCAUCACAGAGUGUGUCAGGAUAUUCCUCUGAGAGCACAUCUGGCAGCUCCUCACCGAUUGGGAAGAAAUCAGCCAGCCUGCCUACAAAUGUGGAACGUUAUCCGGAAAUUAACCUGAUGGCCCACAUAAUAGAAGUAAUGGGCCACAAGAAGAAAGGGAAACAAGGAUCUGAAUCAGUACAAGACAAGGCUCGCAUACAGAAAGUGCAAAGAGUUCGAGAUGAGACACUAGCGAAAAUCCAUCGCAUUGACCAAAAUUUUAGGUUUGCAGAGCCUCUUGAUGAUCAUGGUAAAAGGUCCAGAAGGGGUGAGCAUGUCAUCAAUAAUGAUGUAAUUCGAAUUUACAGUAAAGUUGUUGAUGGUUUGGGGGAGCGCUUCCAACUAAUUACACUAAAUAUGGACCGCCCCCUUGAUACAGAAACAGAAGCUGACAUUAUGAAUGUGUUAGUGGCACAUUUUGAUGAACACGAACUGUAUAUCAAUGCUAAUGCAGUGGUAUAUGGUGUAUACAGUAGGGAAUUGAAGACAGCUCUUACAGAAUUCCUGACAGAGCCUACUCAGGGCAACAGGGAUCAUGUGAAUUUCAUUGUAAAUCACAUGAAUGUGAUAGAGGCUUAUGUAGAUCCGUUUGCUAAGAUAAAAUGGAUUAGAAAUCAGAAUGAAAGAGGUGCAAAAUAUGAGACAGUCAGACAUAAUGUUGCAACCAUGUUCGAUCAGUGGGCUGUACAUUUUGCCACUGUUAAAGGUACACUAGACGAACUGUUUGGCCGUACGGCUUAAGUCUUUGGCCUAACUCUCUCUACAAGGUGCAAUGCAGUGAGGACAAACAUAUAACAUAUUCCAAAACUGGGAUCAGUGGUCUCUCUGUGAAAAAGUGUACCACAUCUCAAAUAAUAUUAACAUUCUGUGUUCCUUCACUUGUUUUCAUAAUCAGUGUCAUAAUGUUUAGGCAUUAUGUAGAGUGACAGAUAAUAACUUGUAACCACAUAUUUGAACCUUGAAUUUCCCCUUGGGGAUCAAUAAAGUAUCUAUCUAUCUAUCUAUCAAUCUAUCUAUUUUUGGUGAAUGCAAUUGUUUAUUUGUUUAUUCAGUUAUUUCUGGCAAAUGUGUUUUUCUGCUAAGUUUGUUUAAACAAUAAAGUUGCUGGUGUGACAUGGUCAUUAAAUGGAUGAUGGGUGCCUGGCAUCUCUAUUAUAUAGCUUAAGGUGUUCUUUAGAUGUUUCCAGCAUUAGCUCCUAGCACUGUUGCUGCCUGCCACAGACAUUUGUUUGAUAAAUGUGGUGUAACAGUGUCAUAUUUUGUUAGUUAUGGUCAGAAGUUUCCCUUAAAAUAGUCUUGAUAAACAUUUUUUUCAGACCCGUAGGCCUAAAAUCAUUGCAUGUAUAGUUCAAGAGGUCCCACUCUGCAAUAAUUCAUAUUUUAUUGACAUAUGGUAGGCUGUAGCCAAUUAAAACCCAGUAAGCAUUCACAACAAAGUCAAUAAGCAAUGUGGUAAACUCACUAAGGUCCUGCCUUGAGAGAUGGAGGUCUAUAAGGUUAAUUUGGACAGUAGACCUAAACCUUAACACAAUUUUCAGAUAAAAUGUUUUAGAUCACAAAUGUAAUGUUAGUGAUAAGACAUGUAAGCCUACACUUGGUGCCUAGAAAGAUCUAGGCAGAUAUAUGUAAAAACGUUGUUUUUAAUAAAAAAAAAAAAGAAGAAGAAAAUGUGUAGGCCUACAUUACAUGUAAGUUGGCCCGUAGGCCUACGUCACAAAGUUGGACCCUGUCUUUAAUAAAUGCAAACAAUAGGUGGCAGUAUUGGCUAUACUUAGCACAGAUUCGCUCACUGACAACACCAAAGAAGGAAUAGGAGCCUUAGGUACUCCAGACAGCGUUUUGUUUGUGGGAAAGGAAAAAGACAACGUGAGCCACAAUGGACGAGAGCUCAACCCCAGGAAGGAAAGGGAACUUGACUGGAAGUGCAAGAAAACUGAAGGACAAUGCUGCAGAUUGGCACAACUUCAUUUUGAAAUGGGAGCGACUGAAUGAUGAAGGAUCUGCAACUGCAACCAAAAUAGUCAACCUGGUAUUAAAUAAAGAGCCAGUGAAAGAGAUGCAUCUUUUGGCGGGGGCAGACGCUGACCAGUCAGUUACACCCCCUGUUGGGGCAGACACACUGAAGUCUGUUAAAGACCUUGAAGAGGAGUGCACCAAAUUGCAGGAGAUUGUGGAGAAAAUGGCUCAUAUUGUCUCAAAAAUGGAGAAAAUAGUGUCGUCGGAGAAAGGCAUCUGUGACCUGGAGAAAUUUCAGUUUGGAGCCAAAGGAAGAGACUGUCCACUCUUCCUUACAUGGCCCACAUCUGAGUUUGCGGAGGUGUCCUCCAGGUUGUACAAAUGCUACAGGCAGGAGCUGGCACUGAAGCAGCUCAUCCUACGGGAGCUGGCCCACACCUCUGACCAGCAGCUGUCCAUGGUCUACCUCUCCUCCUGGCUGUACCAGCCGUACUUAGAUGACCAGACCAAACUGCUCCUGGAGAGCUUGCUUCUAGAGACAGGACACAGGACACUGUAAACCACCCCACAACCUCCUUGAACGUGUCCAUUAUUCACAAGGCCCUGGGUUUUGAAAAACAUUCACUACACUUUGGUUACUGUAUUAACUGAGAUUUUGAUUACUGGGCACUAAGAUCUAUUGUAAAUCUGCCAGCCUACACACAGUUAGCGCUUAUGGUAGAAUUCUACCUUUGGUACAAUCUUGAAUGUCCAGGUGUACAAUGUUCAGGAAUACACUGGCCUUUUUGUGAUCUCCAAGUCCUGCCACAAGGUUUCAGCUAAAAAUUGCACCUUCAAAUGGAAGAUGGUCAGGAAGAUGGACAGUGAGUUACACUUCGGAAGGUCUGAAUGACCCUGCAUCAACUCAAAAGUUUGGCUGUCUAAACUGGAGUGUGAACUGUUAGGAAAAGGACUGCCUCACUCAUUAUUGCUUUGAUAAUGAGCCUUUUCUGGAAUAGAAGUACUGUAAAUGGUUAAAGUGUGGAAACAUUUAACAACA